CAAAGAGCACACACAAGUCAAACACCUCUCGGGACAAGUAAUUCUAAGAGAGUGAGAAUCCAAAAUCCAACUGGAAAAGAUUCACUGCUCUCAUCACCUCCCCCAUCAAAAGUUAUAACAUCAAUCAGUUAUGCAUAAUUGACAGACAUAGAAAACAAAGGGUCUGGGCAUCUCACGUGCGACCACCACUCAACUGCAGAUGAAGAUAUGAGAUAUGAGGUCCCAUGUGCUGAUUUAUCAGAUGGCAUUUAGUGUAAUGGGGGUAGUUUUGAAAAGAAGAUUUGGGAAGUGGCUUAUAUUGAGAAAUGUCGAGGGCGAUGUUCUACAGGAGAUGGAGGGUGUUUGUUGCAUAUUAUUAAAAAACAUUUUGAAUGUUUGAUUGUAGAUGAUUUGUACCUUUAACAUCUCCCCCACACCCCCUAUGUUCUCUUAGUUUGUAGUUACUACUUAUAAUUGACAUUCCACUGCAGCACAGGAUUUAGCGGUUACAUUUAGAGUCAUGGUGUAAUCUAGAUUUAGUUUGUCUGUCUGUCCACAUCUACGGUCAUUCGUUUUUGUGUGUAUUCAGUAAUAUAAUUUCGUUUAUGAUGGAAUGUCUCUGACAUAAUGCAGCCAUCGUGGCUCAUUGUCAAGCUUGUUUUUCAAUUGACAGGGGAGGCCUCAGGACAGGAUAGCUGGGGGUAAGGAAGAGUACAAUGCAUUUUUCUACUCCCUUGUAUCUACAGACACCCAGGAAAUGUAUUACUCAACUAAAAGGCAGCAGUUUUUGAUUGAUCAAGGUUAUAGCUUUAAGGUAAUCACAGGCUUGCCUCCGCCUGAUUCAGGAGCCACGUUGAAUUAUUCUCGUCUUGAUGAGCAGCUUGCACUUCUUGGAAAGGUGCUAAGUGCGGGUGAUGAUGCAGUCGGUUUGGAGCAACUAGAAGAAGACACGGAUGGCAUUGCCCUUCAGAAAGCCCGUCGCUCUGCAGGAUCCAUGAGUGCAAUGUCAGGAGCCAGUGGAAUGGUAUACAUGGAAUACAGUACUGGGCAGAAAAAGCAGCAUGGGCAGGCAAAAAGCAAGUUCAAGGACCCGGCUAAGAGACACCAUUUGUUCAAAAAACGUUUUGUUUAACUGCAUGUUCAAAUCUAAUUAGUAUGAAGAGAUUGUAGUACUAACUAGUUUUACUUUGUUGGUUGUCGUGCAUACACUAAUCUUAAUGUAUAGUGUUGUUCAUUAUAAUUAAUGGUUUUGUAAGUCUCUUUUUCUGGGUAAAGGGAUCGUAAAGGGAUUGCCCAUUGCUGAAUUAAUCUUAAGAUCGUCCCCUCCCAUCGACUACAAAUAUUUUGAUAUGAUAAUUCCCAAAUUCAAGCA
Messenger RNA from Olea europaea var. sylvestris, 1351 nucleotides. Its product is annotated as DNA repair helicase XPB1-like. Gene Ontology annotation, biological process: nucleotide-excision repair; transcription initiation at RNA polymerase II promoter. The record is from RefSeq and is a predicted model, not a curated record. The transcript has 5 exons. Bases 737 to 1111 code for a protein of 124 amino acids. Gene Ontology annotation, cellular component: transcription preinitiation complex; nucleotide-excision repair factor 3 complex; transcription factor TFIIH holo complex. Gene Ontology annotation, molecular function: 3'-5' DNA helicase activity. NCBI's taxonomy places the organism in Eukaryota, Viridiplantae, Streptophyta, Magnoliopsida, Lamiales, Oleaceae.